AUGGGUUCGCCAUUAUCACCAGUAAUUUCCAAUGUGGUGAUGGAAAAGUUGGAACAGGAAUGCAGGUUGCAGCUGGAGGAGAAAGGUAUACAUCUGAAGCUGUACCGUAGAUACGUGGACGACUGCAUGUGUAUAGCUAGAAGGGAGCACAUCCAAACGAUCGUGGAUACGUUCAAUAGUUUUCACGAUCGUCUCCAGUUUACUGUUGAAAUGGAAGUGGGAGGGAAAAUAAAGUUUCUUGACAUGAUGUUGGAACGGGCGGAUGACCAAAUAAAUACAUCUUGGCUUCCGAAACAUUCUAACGGAAGGUACCUGGACUAUACGUCCAAAAGCCCGUUCCAACAUAAACAAAAUACCGCGAUCGCGCUAAUUGAUCGCGCCAUUAAGUUAACAUGUGGGGCGAAGCGGGAAGAAACGUUAAAACAAGCAACACAAAUCCUAGAAAGAAACAACUAUCCCUCCUGGUUCAUACAGAAACUAAAAAGACUCCGCAUACACAAACACUACAACACCUUGGAGGCCGACAACCGAACUACACUCCCACAGAAAUAUGUUUCCGCACCUUAUGUGCCUGGUCUUAGCGAAAAGUUGAGAAAAGUCUUAAGAAAAAAUGACGUCACUCUUGCUUCUAGACCGCAAAACAAAAUAAAAAACCAAAUAUUCAGCAAACUGAAAGACCCUAUACCACCAGGGAAACAGAAGAACGUGGUGUACUGCAUACCAUGUGGGGCUGACGAGAAGGUGUACAUCGGCCAAACGAAAAGGAUGCUAGAAGUAAGAGUGGCGGAACACAAGAAUGACUGCCGAGGUAGAAACCCGAAAUCGGGCCUGGCAGUCCACAAAAUGGAAGAAGGGCAUAUCUUCAACUUCGAUCAAGUGAAGAUUUUGGAUCGAAUCCAAGACCAGGCAACCAGGAACAUAGCAGAGGUGUUUCAUAUUAAGAAGAGAGGAGAAGAUCUCACUGUGAACCUACAGAGAGAGUGUGGGAACUUCAACUCGGCUUACAACGGACUUUUAGCUCAGUUACGAAGACAACCGUGAGAGGAAAACUGCGUGUAUGAGAGAAUGAGUGAAACAGCAUAAUGGGUGAAAGUUGGGUGAAAGUAGGCAUGAGAUGGGUGUUGCAAAUUAGUAUUAUAUAACUGACGAAGUUGAAGGGGUGAUUCCAGCUGAAUGCGUCUGAUGAUGACCGAAGAAUAGUAGGUCGAAACGCGUCACGCAAAAUAAGCUGUUUCCGUUAUUUUUCACCGAUAAUUGCCAAUAAAACCGCAUAAUAAUCGUUCACGGUGAUCAACCCCGGUC
Messenger RNA from Aedes albopictus (Asian tiger mosquito), 1302 nucleotides. RefSeq lists its product as uncharacterized. NCBI's taxonomy places the organism in Eukaryota, Metazoa, Arthropoda, Insecta, Diptera, Culicidae. The record is from RefSeq and is a predicted model, not a curated record. The transcript is spliced from 2 exons. The coding region runs from base 1 to 1041 and encodes 346 amino acids.